AUGAUGAAGCCUCAACACGACGCUACCUUCUCAAUCACCCAUGAACAAAAUCGAUGGCUGGGGAUCUUUGGAGGCCGAGGGAAAAAUAUUCAUAAUGAUGAAGCCUCAACACGACGCUACCUUCUCAAUCGCAUGAACAAAAUCGAUGGCUGGGGAUCUUUGGAGGCCGAGGGAAAAAUAUUAAUAAUGAUAAAGCCUCAACACGACGCUACCUUCUCACGCAUGAACAAAAUCGAUGGCUGGGGAUCUUUGGAGGCCGAGGGAAAAAUAUUAAUAAUGAUUAAGCCUCAACACGACGCUACCACCUCAAUAUCCCAUAAAAUCAAUGACUGGGGAUCUUUGGAGGCCGAGGGAAAAAUAUUCAUAAUGAUGAAGCCUCAACACGACGCUACCUUCUCAAUCGCAUGA
Messenger RNA from Necator americanus (New World hookworm), 408 nucleotides. RefSeq lists its product as uncharacterized. The record is from RefSeq and is a predicted model, not a curated record. Lineage: Eukaryota; Metazoa; Nematoda; Chromadorea; Rhabditida; Ancylostomatidae. The transcript has a single exon. The coding region runs from base 1 to 408 and encodes 135 amino acids.